GACCGGGAUGUGGGCGUGGCACAAGCCUGCUAUAAAAGAAGCGGGCGUCCAAGCUCGUGCCGCUUUGCAGACGCUGUUGUCCCUUGUAGCUGCCCUCUGCCAACCAUGGUCAACCCCACCGUGUUCUUCGACAUCGCCGUCGAUGGCGAGCCCUUGGGCCGCGUCUCCUUCGAGCUGUUUGCAGACAAAGUGCCAAAGACAGCAGAAAACUUCCGUGCUCUGAGCACUGGAGAGAAAGGAUUUGGUUAUAAGGGUUCCUGCUUUCACAGAAUUAUCCCAGGAUUCAUGUGCCAGGGUGGUGACUUCACACGCCAUAAUGGCACUGGGGGCAAGUCCAUCUACGGGGAGAAGUUCGACGAUGAGAACUUCAUUCUGAAGCACACAGGCCCCGGCAUCCUGUCCAUGGCCAACGCCGGGCCCAACACCAACGGUUCCCAGUUUUUCAUCUGCACUGCCAAGACCGAGUGGUUGGAUGGCAAACACGUGGUCUUCGGGAAGGUGAAGGAGGGCAUGAACAUCGUGGAAGCCAUGGAGGGCUUUGGGUCCAGGAAUGGCAAGACCAGCAAGAAAAUCACCAUCGCCGACUGCGGACAGCUCUAAUGAUUUGACUUCCUUUGUGUCACCACCAGACCAUUCCUUCUAGCUCAGGAGAGCACCCUCUACCCCACCUGCUCGCAGUGUCCUGUCAUCAGUGCUCUCGCUGCAGCUCUUCGGGUUCCGUAUUUGCUCGUUCCCCUCCAAGUCUAGCUGGAUUGCAGAGUUAAGUUUAUGAUUAUGAAUAAAACCCAAGUAACAAGUG
Castor canadensis (American beaver) is the source of this 799-nucleotide messenger RNA. RefSeq names its product peptidylprolyl isomerase A (gene Ppia). Gene Ontology annotation, biological process: protein peptidyl-prolyl isomerization; protein folding. Gene Ontology annotation, molecular function: peptidyl-prolyl cis-trans isomerase activity; cyclosporin A binding. Lineage: Eukaryota; Metazoa; Chordata; Mammalia; Rodentia; Castoridae. The record is from RefSeq and is a predicted model, not a curated record. Gene Ontology annotation, cellular component: cytoplasm.